Messenger RNA from Monomorium pharaonis (pharaoh ant), 4315 nucleotides. Its product is annotated as ras-related protein M-Ras. Bases 310 to 906 code for a protein of 198 amino acids. Gene Ontology annotation, molecular function: GTP binding; GTPase activity; GDP binding. The transcript is spliced from 4 exons. Gene Ontology annotation, biological process: signal transduction. The record is from RefSeq and is a predicted model, not a curated record. Lineage: Eukaryota; Metazoa; Arthropoda; Insecta; Hymenoptera; Formicidae. Gene Ontology annotation, cellular component: plasma membrane.
GGGGCUGGGGAUUGCGUAUUAACCGUCAACACAAGUAAUAGCAAGUAGUAGUAAGUAAUACAAGUGGCGUAUGUCAUGUAAGAUAAAUUUUGUUGCGGAAUUUCAACGUUAUGUAAACUUGUAUUGUUGUGCUUUACUUUUUAUGUACGAAUUGUCGUAAAAAAAACCUUAAUCUUCCAAGUCGAACGAGACAUCUUAUGCGGUUCUACGAGUGCAUCCUACGGUCGUACUACUAAAGAACACAUUCGAAUUAGCAGAAUAGGCAGACGCAGGAGCGGACGAAGAAAAAGUAGACGAUCCAAAGGCGAAAUGACACGUCCUCCAAAUAAUGACAACCUUAUGACCUUCAAAUUGGUUGUUGUUGGAGAUGGAGGUGUUGGCAAGAGCGCUCUUACAAUACAGUUUUUUCAAAAGCUUUUUGUUGCAGACUAUGAUCCAACUAUCGAGGAUAGUUAUAUUCAACAUACAGAGGUAGACAAACAAUGGUGCAUCUUGGAUGUGUUAGAUACAGCCGGUCAAGAAGAAUUUAGUGCGAUGCGUGAACAAUAUAUGCGAAAAGGUGAUGGAUUUCUUUUAGUAUAUUCUGUAACCGAUAAACAAUCGUAUCAAAAUAUUGCCAAUUUUCAUACUCAAAUUCUACGAGUAAAAGAUAGAGAUAUUUAUCCUAUGCUACUGGUGGCUAACAAAGUCGAUUUGGUACAUUUGAGAAAAGUCACAGAGGAACAGGGAAGAGAAUUGGCUCAUCGUUUGGGCAUACCUUAUAUUGAGACUUCUGCCAAAGACCCACCACUAAAUGUUGAUGCAGCAUUUCAUGAGGUUGUUCGCAUUAUCAGAAAUCAACCCCCGACCGAAUUGGAGAAAAACCAAAAAAAGCGACGGCGUUUGAAAAAGUGCAACAUUUUAUAAAUUUUAAAGACAAAUUACGCAAGUGCGAAAACCAAGGACCAUGGUGCUGCAUCGUAAUUGUGCAAUGCCUUUGCUUUUAAAAGAGUACGUCUUCGAAUUUAAAAAAUCUAUUAGACAAAAUAACUUUUUUCGAAAAAUAUGCAUAAAGUUGCAAUAUGGAUAAAAGGCAAUACAGCUUCGAUGAUUUUUACUUUAAUAUAUUUAAAAAAAGUACUUAUUUAUACGUGGAACAAUAUUGCAGUUUUGGAUCGUAAGCACUGCGGGGGGAGGGGGAGGGCUAGAGGCGAAUCUCGCUUUACUUAAAAAAUCGAAAACCUAUGUAGUACAGAACAAUUAUUGACAUUGUUUUGGGCUGUAAACACUGGGGAAGGGGGGAGGAUAGAUCUCGUUUUUUGCAGAAAGUUGAAAACUCACAUGGAACAGUACAAAUAUAGACCAAAUUGCUAUAUUAAACAUUAUUUGUUAAUUUUUUAACAAAUAAUGAUAACUGAUUAAAAACUGUUGUAGGUUCCUCGGAACAAUAACUUUGAUAACAUAUGUCAAGGUUAAAGUUAUAAAAAGUUUCCAUUAAUUUAAAUAAAAGUUAAUGUUAAACUUCAAAUAAAUUUAUCUCAAAAACUAUUCAAGAUCACUAAUUUAAUUUAUAAGGUAAAGUUGAUUAAUAUUUUUAUUUGUAUAAUAUAUGUCAAGAUUAUUGGAGCUGUAUUACCUUUUCUGCAUGUUUUUUCACUUUUUUUCUUCAAGGUUAUAUAUGGCUGUAUUUUAAAUUUUUUAUUUUUUAUUACAUUAUAGAAUUAAGUGCUACAAAAUAUUUUCUAUGGAUAUAUUAAUAUUUAUGGAGAAUAAAUAUUAUAGAAUGUGUGCCAAUGAAGAAAAGGCUCUGAUUCCAAUGCUACAAAAACAAAAUUACAUUCUUUAAAUCUAAUUUAAGAUUUAUUUAUAACGAGAUUUGUAGCAAAAAAUAAGGGUAAUUGUUUAAUUUAUGGGACACCGCGCCGAUGAUCUUGACCUUGACAUAUGUUGUCAAGGACAUGACCCUGAGUAACUUUUUCUUAUAACUUAACCGGCGGUUAUUGUUCGUUAAAAAGUUAUUAACAAAAGAAGUUAGAAAAAUAUCCAUGUAGAACAGAACAACACACACACACAUUGAGGGGGAGGGGUGCAUAAAGCACGCAUUUUUGGGUGUUUUAAAAUAAGAAAAUCUGUUAAUUUAUUAUUAUCCUAAUCUAAAUCCUGUAAAGGAAUAUGGUAAAUCUUAACAAAAGGGGACCCAGUCCCAAUAAAUAAUAAAUUUAUUAUAAAAAUAAAGCACACAUUUAUGCGUGCUUUAAAAUAAGAAAGUCUAUUAAUUUAUUAUUAUCUUAAUCUUUUAUGUAAAGUUGCAAAUCUAUGUGGUGUUGUAAAGAACGCGUGGCGGGGUGCAAGGGCAGGUCUUUGCCCUCCCCCUACAUCUCCACAUUAAUUUUUAUAAAGCACGUAUAAAUUAAUAGAUUUUCUUAUUUUAACCCUCGGAGAACACACCUAUUUUUUCGAUCACGAAGAACACUGUGGAUCAAUUUGACCCUACACACACUUUGAUCCACCAUUUUAAAUUGACGAGUGCGAUCAGCUUGAAAAAAUUUCUAGAUUUACUUGGAACAUUGUUAAAUCAAUUAAUAUAAAUUAAAAGUGCUGUUGGAAUUAUUUACAUAUUUAAAAAAAAUUCACUUUUUUUUUUUUUUAAACGUUAUUUUCCGAAAAAUUGUAUUUUUUAAUUUUUUAAAUAUUUCUGACUAAAAAUUUACGUGUGUAUUCUUGAAAUGUAGUAGAAUCAAGAAAAAAAUUGUACUUUAAUGUACUUAAAAAAAAAGGUAUUUAUUUUGUUAGGUAAUGAAAGUGGUUUUUAAGGUAAAAAAAAUCAAACAUUUUUAUGAAAAAAUUUUAAAAAAAUUUAUUUCUUAUUACAUAUAUGUGAAUACUUUAUUAUUUAAGUGACUUGUGGUAAAAGUUAAUUUAUUUAUUGUCGGCGACGGCUUUACUAUAAUCUAAAUACGACGUGUCAGUGUUUGACUGUACUGACACAUUAUUCACUUCAGAAGAACUGUUGCCAUCGAAAUAUUCUUGCUCGACAGGUACUAAGGCAUUCUGAAUACGUGGCCGCAAACUAUAUGCCAUCGUGCUCACUAUUGAAAAACCGACGCUUAGUACACAACGGUCAGAAUGACCCUGCACCGACUUUGUAUAAUGCCCAACACCUAUUAGGUGUUGCGCUGUACAAAAGGAGCAUCUUAACAUAUAGUUAAUACCCCAAACUAUAGGUAGAAGGUUUCAGAUCCGCCAAUUUUCAAAAUGCUUUCAAGAUAUUUACGUUAAGAUCAAAUUCGAGGUAAGGGUCAAAUUGACCCUAUGUGUUCUCCGAAGGUUAAAAAAUUCAAAAAUGCGUGCUUUAUAAAAGUUAAUACAGAGAUGUAGGGAGAAGGUGAAGUCUAUAACUUAAUUGUUAUUGAAGCAUUGCCCCUCCCUAAAAACAUUUCUACAUUCCUAUUUCUAUAGUAGUUUUUGUUGAUUGCUAAUGAAAAAAAUUGAUUUUUUGCAUUAAUAGCUAUUAUAGACAUUUACUCUCAACAAAAUACGUACCGUACUUUUGUGCACUUCUACCCAGGACAUCCCUACCGAUAGAUGGGUGCGGGAAGGAGGGGCGAAGCCUCCCCUCCACGUGUGUAUGUGCGUGCGUGCGUGCGUGCGUGCGUGCGUGUUCUGUUCUACAUGGAUAUUUUUCAAAUUCUUUUGUUAAUAACUUUUUAACGAACGAUGACCUCCGAUUAAGUUAUAAGGAAAAGUUGUCAAGGUCAAGGUAAUUGGCUUCUAAACUACAUAAUUACUAAAAUAAGCGUUAGAGCCAUUGACUCUCCAUUCUUUUCAUGAUAAAUACAGAUCACAUUUCCAAUCAAAUGUGCGCGUACACAUUAAAUUUUCUACUAUCAAGAAGGUUACAUACACAGAUACACACACGCGCGCACACGCACACGCACGCACAAUGUAUAUAUAUGAAAUUAAUAUGUGUAUAUGUAGAUGAAAUUAAGUAAUUUUUUUCGCACAAUAAUAUUAGAAGUUUUUUUACUUCUUCGCGAAAAUGAAAAAAGUCGCUGUCAUAAAAUGACUAUAAUUAUUUCAUCGAAAUCGUGUUCACCUUUCGAAUAACUAAUUAUAACUUUAAAUGGUUUUAUUUUAUUACGUUAUUGUUUUCUUUUCUUUUAUAAAUAAAAUAUUCUUUUUACAACAAAUUUUAUCAAACUUUUUUAGGGUUGAGUACAUUUAAUGUAUUUUAUUGUAUUUCACAAUCAUCGAAUCUUCCGGAUUUAUAUUAGGAAUAUAAUUAGGACAAUUAUUAGUUAUUUACGUAAUUAAUAAUAAUAAAAAUAAAGCAGUA